Messenger RNA from Dromiciops gliroides (monito del monte), 5105 nucleotides. RefSeq names its product zinc finger protein OZF-like. Lineage: Eukaryota; Metazoa; Chordata; Mammalia; Microbiotheria; Microbiotheriidae. The record is from RefSeq and is a predicted model, not a curated record. Gene Ontology annotation, molecular function: DNA-binding transcription factor activity; RNA polymerase II cis-regulatory region sequence-specific DNA binding. Gene Ontology annotation, biological process: regulation of transcription by RNA polymerase II. The transcript has 5 exons. Bases 257 to 2074 code for a protein of 605 amino acids.
UCUGCAAUGUCACUUCCGCUUCCGCUCCUCCCCACCUGUAAGGCUUCUUAGGCCCUCUCGGUCCGAGGCCUUAUUGACUCCUCUCCUGCAGCCGCUGGCGCGGCUCCGAGCCUUGUGUCCGUCCUGGUCCGGGGUGAGUGGGCUCCAGAGGACGGCGGAGCCCCCGAGAACGGGAAGAGACGGGAAGGAAUGAGGAGGGGCCGCAGUGCCAGCGGAGAAGAUCCUCCCGCCCCGAAGCCGGACCGCAGAGGAGGAGAUGGUGGGUCCUGUGCACCUGGCAGCCCGGGCCCCCCAGGAGUCGGUGACCUUCAGGGACGUGGCCGUGGACUUCACCCCGGAGGAGUGGGGGCACCUGGGCCCCGCCCAGAAGAGGCUGUACCGGGAGGUGACGCUGGAGAACUACCGGAACCUGGCGUGCCUGGGGCUUGCCGUGUCCAAACCAGGCGUGAUCUCCCAGCUGGAGCGAGGGGAAGCACCGUGGAUGGCAGAGGGAGGAGGCCCAAGAUGCAGGUGUGCGGACUGGGAGACUAGGCCUGAAACUCCAAAGCUGGACAUUUCCAUGGCUACGCCAUCCCAAGAAAGACUCCCAAGGUAUGGCACCUGUGUCACCAAGUUGGGAGAAGUCCGUGAAUAUGCUGCCAAGUUUGAUAUAUGGCAAAGUAAUGAGGAGAAAUGUUCUCAGCAAGUAGAAAUCACCCAGAGGAAUUCUUUGACUACAAUGAGAGGCCAUGAAUAUGGCGAAUGUGGCAGAAACUUCAGUCUAGGGACAGGCCCUUCUCCAUACCUAGGGGAGCAAAUAGCAAAGAGCCUCCAUAAAUGUGACCGACACAGACUAACUUCAGACCUAAGCAAAUGCAACAGAAACUGCUCAAAGAAGACAUGUUCCAAAUACGGUGGAUGUGAGAAAUCCUUCAGUUGUAAUUCUGACUUUAAUGACUAUCAUAGAAUUUAUACUGAAGAGAAAGUUUGUGAAUAUAAUGAAUGUGGGAGCACCAUAUGCCACAGUUCAUCCACUAUUUCAUAUCAGAGAAUUCAUCCUGGAAAGAACCUUCAUAAAUAUGAUAAAUGGGGAGAGACCUUUCCCCAGAACAAACAACUUCUUGAAUGUCAGAAAACUCAUACUAGAAAAGAAAUGUAUAAAUGUCAUGAAUGUGGGAAGGCCUUUGGCCAGAGUGCACAUCUUGUUCGACAUGAGAGAAGCCAUUCUGGAGAGAAACCUUAUGGAUGUAAUGAGUGUUGGAAGGCCUUCAGCCGGAAAUCACAUCUUAUUGAACAUCAAAGAACACACACUGGAGAGAAACCUUAUGAAUGUCAUGAAUGUGGGAAGGCCUUCAUCCGAGGCACACAUCUUACUCUACAUCAGAGAACACAUAAUGGGGAGAAACCUUAUGAGUGUCAUGAAUGUGGAAAGGCCUUCCCCCAGAGCAUACAACUUCUUGGACAUCAGAGAAUUCAUACUGGAGAGAAACCUUAUGAAUGUAAUUAUUGUGGGAAAACUUUUAGACAUAGUUCAUCACUUAAUUCCCAUCAUAGGAUCCAUACUGGAGAGAAACCCUAUGAAUGUAAUGAAUGUGGGAAGGCUUUCAAACACAGCUCAUCCCUUACUUACCAUCACAGAAUUCAUACUGGAGAAAAACCAUAUAUAUGUAAUGAAUGUGGUAAGGCCUUUCCCCAGAGCAUACAACUUACUGAACAUCAGAGAAUUCAUACCGGAGAGAAACCUUAUGAAUGUUGUGAAUGUGCAAAGACUUUUAGCCGAAGAACACAGCUGACUCGACAUCAGAGAAUUCAUACUGGAGCUAAACCUUAUGCAUGCAAUCAGUGUGGUAAGGCCUUUUGUCAGAAGGCACAGCUUAGUAAACAUCAACGAAUUCACAGUCAAGAGAAACCUUAUGAGUGUCACGAAUGUGGAAAGGCUUUUAGAUAUACUUCUUCUCUCACAUCUCAUCACAGGAUUCAUACCGGUGAGAAACCUUAUCAAUGUAAUGAAUGUGGGAUGACCUUUGGUUGGAACACACAGCUUAGUAAACACCAACAAAUUCAUACUAGACAAAAAUCUGUGUUCUCUACUUAAUGUUCUGUGCUUCCACGACCAACAGAGGCUAAGGCUCCUUCUUUCUUCUGCUCGCUGAUAUUUUAGAGAUAGAAUAAUAGAAUAGUGAAAGAUCUUAGAAAUCAUCUCUUCCAACCUUUCAUUUUGCAAAUGAAAAAACAGGCUCAGGACACCAGGUGACAACCAAGGUCACAUGGACAGGUAGUGUCAGACCCAGAAGUAACACCUCAGUUUCCUGAUUCACACCAUGGUGGUUUUUGUUUUGUUUUAUUUUGACUGCCUUGCCCUGACUGGAGGUAUUCCGUCCUUUUUCCAGUCAUUUUCAGACCUUGAUGUCCCAUUGUGGUGACCAUCCCAUCUGAUUUGUUCCUUAGCCCUAGAAACCGUUGGCCUUCCAAUUGCCUCAUUGCCAUGACCAUGCACUUUUGGGAGGGAAUACUAAUAAUUAGCACUUAGGUUUGCAUCACAAGCUUUUUCUCUUUAUCCUCACAACCACCCUGGGAGGUAGGUGCUAUCAUAAUCACCAUUUUACAGGUGAGGAAGCUGAAGCAGAUAGGUUAAGUGAUUUGUCCAGGGUCACACAUCUAGUAAGUUUGGAGGCUAGAUUCAAAUGUCUCUUCCAAUUUCCAGUGUUAUCCAAAGCAUAGUUUCUGGUCCCUAAACUCUCUCCCUCCUGUCCUCAAGGAGCACAAAAUCCUUUCAUCUUUUCAUCAGGCUUUCACCAAGUUAGCUAUCCAGCUAUUCACCUGAUACCUCCACAGCUUUUAAGGUUUACAAAGUGUCCUUACACACCUUAUCUCAUUCAAUCUCCAUGACAACCCUGUGAAAAUAGAUGCUGAAGUGAUCACACAGCUGUGAAGCGUUGCAUGGAGGUGUCAGCCUUGGCAUCACCUUACUUCAGUCCUGGGGUGUUUCCACUUCAUAAGAUGCCUCUGGGUAGUGAGUUCAUCCCAAUUCUAGAUUUGGUCAUCUUAGAAUCUUCUCAACAGUGUCACCUGACAGGUGCCUUCUUAGAUGGUUUGCAAAGCACUUGACCAGGUUUACAACCCUAGGAGGUUGGUCUUUUGUCCACGAUUGAGAGAGGCAAAAGGUAACUUUUCCAUCCCUCUGAUCAGUGAAGCCACAUUGGAGCUCAGAUCUUCUGGACUCCUAGUGGCUGUGUUCUAUGCAUACUAGAACAAUGGCAAGGGUUAUACCAUAGAUGAUCAGAUUUUAAUUUUAAAUGGUUAAAACCUUGAGACAUAAUCUUAUGAGUUGAUCUGAAGAAUGUCUUAGAAUGAUCCUAGGAUAUGUUCUUGGACAAGACAUACCAAACUGGAAGAGGCUGAGGUAACCAAGUAAUCUACCCCCUCCCUCCCAAGCCCUAGUAGUUUUCUCCCUAGUAGUUUAACACCCUUCUCUGGAUAGUAGCCAGCUUUGACUUUAUUAAUCUAACCACUACACAGUUCCUAGAUGACUGUCACUUUUGUUUUUGAGUACUGUGAAUGGAAGAUGCCUCUGACAUGAAACCUGUGUGAUACCUGUUUGGAGAAUAAAGUUCACAUAUUUUGUUGCAGGACAUCUUGAAGAAUUGCUUGUUGAUUGCUCACAAAUAGUUGGAAAUGGCUAGUAUAUAUUUUGUGUGGAAACUUUCUAUUAUCACUGCAACCUUAAGUAAAGUUACUUUCACCUGAAUUUGUGUAUGUGGCCUAAUUAAGCAUCUCGAGAACUUCUGGGUCCAGCCAAAAGAUUAAUGCAUAUAGGUGUCUUUAGUGAGAUUCAUAGAAAGGCAGAAGUUGUUUGUGUGGGAUUGAAAAGUUGGUUCUCUUCACUAAUAUAAAGACCCAGGUUUCAAACUUCAGAGUUUUUUCCACCUUCCUGGUUUGUCUUGUAUAAUAUUUCAAUUUGUGUUUGAAUAGAGACAAUGUAGUCUGUAGUAUGAAGGCAUGAAAAUGACUUCAGAGAGUGAUCCAAAUAUUGUCAAAGGGUCUUUCUUCCUCCAUAUUUGCCUAGUGACUAAAAUUCCAGAUUUAGAAUCACUGUUUGAGACUCACAAGUAUCUCAAUAUAUAAAUAUAUAUACAUAUAUAUCCAUCAUAAUAGUUAAAUGACACUUGGUUUGAUGGAUUCAAUGCAAGGGUUUGUACUGAGAGAAGGGAACUGACUUGGUAAUAUGAGGCACCACCAUGUGAAAGUCAGUGUGGGCAAUGUGUAGUCAGAAGUCAGGUAAGACCCCAUGGCUUAAUCCAGAAAAUCAAUGAAGGCUGGGUGUGCUCUUUUAUCCUGAGAAGUCACAGGAUUGGUGAGAGGAGCAAUGGGGCAGUACACUGACCAGACCUUUCCAGAGGCAGUAGAAGUGGUCAUUUGAUUUCAGUUUUCAGAGUAAGCUGUGUCAGAUGGAAGGGGAGGGAAAGUUUCCAAGGCAGCAGGACAGAACAGUGCCAAUGUGUAUGUGGCAAAUGCUAUUAGUACAAACCCUCUUAUCCUAGACACUGAAGUGAUAGAUGGGAAGUUGUAACCUCACACCUAUUUCAGGGGAACAUGCCUUGUAAUAGCUAUUCCUGUUUUGACUUUGAAAUUAGUUAUUUUUUGUACGUUUUACCUUUUGUAAAAAUUUUAUAAAAAUUAGGUUCAAUGGACUGGGGCCCUAAUCACUGGUGGCUAAAUUUUGGGAAAGCACAAUAGAAUGGGGGAGAAGUUUAACUUGAAGGCAAUGGAGAGAGAAAGCAAGAACCCCUCAGCAACAUGCCUGGCAGCUUGAGAGGAGGAUGUAGCCUUUUUCAGGAACCUGGCACAUAGUAAGCAUGGGAGGGAGACAAAGCCUGUAACAGGGACUACAUCUGUUUUUCUUUAUCUGCCUCUUUUCUCUCCAAUUGGAAUUUAAGGUCCUUGAGAGCAGGGACUGAUUUUAUCUUCCUUCACCUCUUCAUUUCUUCUUAUUGUGCCCAACAUAUAAUAUGUACUUAAUUAAAUCUUGUUGACUAUGGGCUGAAUUCUGACAAACUCACAAGUCUUCCUUCUGGGGGUUUAUUGACUUCAGGCACCAGACAGUGAUUGGGAUUUCUCUUCUUUAG